This is a messenger RNA of Calypte anna (Anna's hummingbird), 1065 nucleotides long. It is a transcript of the gene CSRP1, whose product is annotated as cysteine and glycine rich protein 1. Lineage: Eukaryota; Metazoa; Chordata; Aves; Apodiformes; Trochilidae. The transcript is spliced from 6 exons. Gene Ontology annotation, biological process: muscle tissue development; sarcomere organization. Bases 143 to 721 code for a protein of 192 amino acids. Gene Ontology annotation, molecular function: actinin binding; structural constituent of muscle. The record is from RefSeq and is a predicted model, not a curated record. Gene Ontology annotation, cellular component: cytoplasm; Z disc; nucleus.
AUGUCACGGCCACCGCCCCGCGACCCGCCUUCCCCCACCGCCCACAAAAGCCGCGGGCAGCUGCCAGCCCCAGACCGCUUCGGCACCGGCACCGACGCCGAUCCGGAUCCCGAUACCGAUACCGACCCGGCCCGGCUGCAGGAUGCCGAACUGGGGAGGAGGGAAGAAGUGUGGUGUGUGCCAGAAGGCCGUGUACUUUGCUGAGGAGGUGCAGUGUGAAGGCAACAGCUUCCACAAGUCCUGUUUCUUGUGCAUGGUCUGUAAGAAGAACUUGGACAGCACGACGGUUGCUGUGCACGGAGAGGAGAUUUACUGCAAGUCCUGCUACGGGAAGAAGUACGGGCCCAAGGGCUACGGCUACGGGCAGGGCGCAGGGACCCUGAGCACGGACAGGGGCGAGGCCCUGGGAAUCAAAUACGAAGAGGGUCAGCCCCACCGACCCACCAACCCCAAUGCAGCCAGGAUGGCCCAGAAGGUUGGAGGUGCUGAUGGGUGCCCUCGUUGUGGUCAAGCAGUGUAUGCAGCUGAGAAGGUGAUUGGAGCUGGAAAGUCCUGGCACAAAUCCUGCUUCCGUUGUGCCAAGUGUGGCAAAAGCCUGGAGUCCACCACCCUGGCAGACAAAGAUGGGGAGAUCUACUGCAAAGGUUGCUACGCCAAGAACUUUGGUCCCAAGGGCUUUGGCUUUGGGCAGGGUGCUGGGGCACUCGUCCACUCACAGUGAGGCACCAGAGCUGAGUUCCCUGCUCUCCCAAGGCUUGUCCAGACCAGCGUGUGCUGCCCAAGCCUUCUCUCACUGCAGUGAGCAUCCUCACCACCAUCAAUAACCACUUGCUGCUUCACAGCACCAGUCCCUUCCUUCCCACUCUGGCCCAGUGCACCCCAAAGCUGUGGGGGUCCCAACAUCAUCCCCACCAGGUCCUGCUGGUGGGGGUGCUGGUGGGGGGACAGCUCACACCCCCCAUCUGCGAGGGCCCCAAAUGUUCUGCUCCACGUUGCCCAUCCCACCUGGAUGGCUCAGCUGUGCCGUGUCACCGAGCGAGCAAUAAACAUCAAAGCUGAUCCCUG